AUGACUUCUUUCCCGUCUAUUCAGAAACCUCUCUUUUACGUAACUUUUGAACCAAGAAUUAAAUGGAAUGAUAAUAGCAUUAUAUUGUUACUUUCUUUUUUGAAAGAAAAUAAAGAAGUACUAAAAGUAUUAGUAGAAAAUCGUGGCGGUAUUGGUGACAUUACCAUUAAAAAAGAGCUCUGGGAGCAUGCAUCAGAAGUAGUGUUCUUUGGUGCAAACAUUUACUAUAGUCCUGAUCAAUGUGAGAAUAAGUGGUGGAAUAUUAGGCGAGCUUGCAUGCGUAAUCGUAAUUAUCGAUAUAUGUCAGAAGUUAGAGAAAUCGAUCCAAGAAUUUAA
Molecule: messenger RNA, 336 nt
Organism: Funneliformis caledonium
Lineage: Eukaryota; Fungi; Glomeromycota; Glomeromycetes; Glomerales; Glomeraceae
Source: the annotation of a GenBank genome assembly